GAACGAGCCGGGUCCUGCCCGGCAGCGGCUGCAGCGCGUUCACUCUGGAGCCGACUGAGUCCAGCGGCCGCAGCGGGGCCGAGGGGCUCCGGGGACCCCAGGAGCGGCCCCAGCCCCUGCGGCCCCAGAUGGGGGUCUCGGCGGAGCCGGGCGCGGGCACCGGGGACGCGCCGGAGGCUGUCACCGACCCCGACAUGGAGGCCUUGUUCGAGGAGUUCCUGGGGAAAGAGGUCUCGCCGGAUCUGUCGGUGCCCGCGGUGGCGCCGCCGCAGCCCCGGGGCCGGCCCCACCACUUCGUGCUGCGGGACACGGAGCAGCGCGGGCUCUGCCUGCGCGGGGGGCGCCUGGUGCCCACCCCCCUGCAGGGAGCCAGCGCCGACCAGGAAGAGCCCAUCAGUGUGGUGCCCAACCCGCGCCUGGAGCGCCGGCGCUGCCCCCUCAUCGUGGGCAUCCGGGGGGGCAGCCGGGCCCUGUCCUGCAGCCCCGGCCCCGAGCCCCGCCUGCAGCUCGAGGAUGUGGGGCUGCUGGAGCUGUUCUCGCGCGGGGAGGGGGCCACCCCCUGCACCUUCUACAAGACCUUCGGGGGCUCCACUCACACCUUCGAGGCGGCCGCGUGCCCCGGGGCCUUCCUCAGCACCGCGGGGGGGCAGGAGCUGGGCCUGGCCCCCCCCCCCCGGCGCCACCAGCUUCUACCUGCACCGCAGGUGACCCCCGGCGGGGCCAUGGGGGGGGGCACCCGGCGACACCCCCCUGCGGGCAAUAAAGAGACGGAGCCUGGCUCAGCUUGUGGGGGCGUGUGGGGCGGGACAAGGGCCAUGGGGGGCGGAUGCGGGGCGGGAGCGGGACACGGCGGGGGCGGGACCGCGGCCGCUCGCGCUGAGGGGGCGGGGCCUGGGGGGCGGGGCCAGCGGCAGACACGCCCAGCGGCGCGCGCCGGCGGUGCCGGAGCCGCAGCGCUGGCACCGGCCAUGGGGCUGCCGGGGACCCCCAAAGCCACCAGCAGCACCGGUGACCCCGGCACCAGCAGCACCGGGGUCCUGGCAGCGCAGGACGCCAUCGUCUUCUCAGGGGCGGGUGCUGAAGGGGUGACCCCCCCGACCACAGCACCCACCAUGGCACCCGUCUCACACAAGCACCAAGACCACGGAUCCACAUCCCAGAGCCUCUUCCAUGUAUCCAUGGGUGGGAGCAUCUCAUCCAUGCCCAUGGAUGACAACAUCUUCCACAAGCAUCAAGACCAUGGAUCCACAUCCAAGAGCAUCUUCUACGUUCCCAUGGAUGAGAACAUCUCCCCCAGGUCCAUGUCCAUGGAUGGGAGCAUCUUCCACGAGCACCAAGGCUGUGGAUCCACAUCCCAGAGCCUCUUCCAUGUGUCCGUGGGUGGGAGCAUCCCACAGGAGCACCAUGGCCACGUCCCUAUGGAUGGGAGCACCUUGCCGAGGUCCAUACACACAGACAACAAGAUCUCACCCCAGUCCAUGUCCAUGGAUGGGAGCAUCUUCCACGAGCACCAAGGCUGUGGAUUCACAUCUGAGAGCCUCAUCCACAUGUCCAUGAGCGGGAGCAUCCCACAGGAGCACCAUGGCCACGUUCCUAUGGAUGGGAGCACCUUGCCCAGGUCCAUACACACAGACAACAAGAUCUCACCCAAGUCCACGCCCAUGGAUGGGAGCAUCUCCCACAAGCACCAAGACCAUGGAUGCACACACAAGAGUAUCGUCCAUGCGUCCAUGGAUGAGAACAUCUCCCCCAACCCCAUGUCCAUGGAUGGGAGCAUCUUCCAUGAGCACCGAGGCUGUGGAUUCACAUCCGAGAGCAUCUUCCACGUGCCCACGGAUGGGAGCAUCCCACAGGAGCACCAUGGCCACAUCCCUGCAGAUGGGAGCACCUUGCCCAGGUCCACGUCCACAGACAAGGUCUCACCUAAGUCCAUGCCCAUGGAUGAGAACAUCUCCCACAAGCACCAGGAGCAUGGAUCCAUAUCCGAGAGCCUCUUCCAUGUGUCCAUGAAUGGGAACAUCUCACAGGAACAUGUGCCCAAGGAUGGGACCAUCUCCUACAGCUCCAAGCCCGUGGACGGGAGCAUCUUGCCCAAGGCUGUGACCAUGGAUGGGACCAUCUUACCAGAGCAUGUGCCUGUGGGCAGGACCAUCUCCCCCGGUUCCAUGCCCAUGGAUGGGGCCAUCUCCCCCAUGUCCAUGCCCAUGGGUGGCACCAUCUCCCCCAUGUCCAUGCCCAUGGGUGGCAGCUCCUCGCUCCAGCACCGGGACCCCGAUGGCAGCGACGAGGAGGAUGAUGCUGAUGAAGGCGCCGACAGCGGCUCCGAGGAGGACGAGGACGAGGAUGAAGAUGAGGACGAGGAUGAGGAGCCCCAUUUCCACACCAACCCCCUGUUCCAGAGGCCCCCCCGGCCCCCAGACCCGGAGCUCGGCGCCCCCCCAGCUCUGCCCCCCGGCUCUGGGCACCCCCCUCGGCAGCAGCUGCAAUGGGGGGACUGGGACCCCCUCAGGCCCCCGACACCCACAGACCUCCCCCAUAGGCCCCCCAGCCCCAUAACACCCACAGACCCCCCCCAGCGCCCCCCCAACCCCAUAACACCCAUAGACACCCUCCAGCCCCCAUAG
Messenger RNA from Strigops habroptila (Kakapo), 2624 nucleotides. RefSeq lists its product as uncharacterized. Lineage: Eukaryota; Metazoa; Chordata; Aves; Psittaciformes; Psittacidae. Gene Ontology annotation, molecular function: cytokine activity. The coding region runs from base 129 to 2624 and encodes 831 amino acids. Gene Ontology annotation, biological process: inflammatory response to antigenic stimulus; cellular response to lipopolysaccharide; cytokine-mediated signaling pathway. The transcript has 7 exons. The record is from RefSeq and is a predicted model, not a curated record.